Molecule: messenger RNA, 5114 nt
Organism: Geodia barretti
Lineage: Eukaryota; Metazoa; Porifera; Demospongiae; Tetractinellida; Geodiidae
Source: the annotation of a GenBank genome assembly
AGUACGUGCGAGCGUGAAGACUGCGGCAGGUCACUGGUCGGCGGAUUAUGGCGGAGAGUGACGAAGAACACGAACGAAGUAGAAACAGAGAUAAGUUUAGAAGAGAGAGAAAUGAUUAUGGUGAAAAGCCUCGUAGUCGCACUGACUUCCGGGAUAGGAGGACAUGGAGGGAUGACCACGAGGUUGGUGGUAGAAGGCGUAAUAGGGAGGAAUUUGAUGAUGAAAGAGAGCGCCGUAGACAUUCUUCCCCUGGCCGUGGCCGAGACUGGAGCCCUCCACCACAUAAGAGACUAAGAAGAGAGCCAUGGGAAGGAUUUCGUGGUUUCCCACCUGACAUGAUGUCUCCGUUUGCAAUGAGAGGUCCAUGGAUGGGCCCUGAUAUGCCCGGAGCAAUGCAUCAUAUGCCACCUAGACCUGUAGGUCAAUCAAGUGAGGCUAUGGGUGGUCAGUCUAAGAAAGCCAUGCUGUCAUUCAAGCAGUUUCUUACCCAGCAAGAUGAUAGUAUUGACGAGGGAGAGGCUAUACAGCUGUACCAGGAAUACAAGAGUGAUUUUAAAAGAAAGCAGAUAACUGACUUUUUUGAUGAGCAUAAAGAAGAAGAUUGCUUGAUAACUGUUUUAUCUCACCAGCCUCACCCAACUUGUGUGUAGCUCUAUUAUAGCAUGUGGCCAAGACUGUGCCAUAGUUUAGUUUUUGGCCUUACUCUGGCCAAAUGAAUGUGGACAAUUAGGUGCAUUAUGUUCCACAAUAAUAGAACACAACAAACAUCUAAUAUUUGUAAUUCAAUCUUCGAACCAGUUAGUUGGCAAGUAUCAUCCAGAGCACAUUUCAUCUCGAGAGGAAGCUCACAAAGCCAGCCUGCAGAGUCGAUUGCAGUCAUUUUUCUUUCUUUUGGAAUCUGAUCGAUUAGAUAAUGUUUCACUCUGGUCUGAGUGUGCUGAUGAAAUAGUUAGCACAAUGGAUGCUGGAGUAAUAUUGAUGGAAGGUGGUACAGAGCAUGAUCUGCUAUCUUUAACCAGUUCAGUGGCAGAUCAGGAAGACAGAAAGGACGUUAAGGAGGAGAUGGUGGCGGAGAAUGUGGAGGAAAAAGCUGAAAUAGAGGAGAGCAGUGAAAAGGAACCCCAUGAAGAGAAUUUACAGGAGUCUCCAAAAAUAGACAAGGCUCUUUUUAUGGAAGUCACAGAUGAACAGCGAAAAUUGGCCCAGCAAGCUCGGAUGUACGGUGAACAAAUGCAGGCUCUUUCUGAAUCUGCCGGGGGAAGAAAAAGAAAAAGACGUGAAAAGCAAAAGAGAGAGGGUGGAGAUGAUGAUGAAUACUCAUAUACUGGAGACAAAAGCGAUGGUAGCUCAGAAGAGUCUGAAGCAGAAGCUAUAGCUGAUCAACCUCCUCCACCUGGUCUUGAACCUCCCACAGAAGCAAGUUCUGACGAUGUUGUUGAAAAUGGAGAAGAUAAAUCCAAAGACACACUUGGAGCUGAGAAUGCUAAGAAAAAUACUAGUAAGGAGACUAGAUCACCACUCCCCUUACACAUUACUCGGUCAGUGUAUAUUCGUCACCUUCCUGCAAAGAUUUCAGCUGAAGAUAUAGUGGAGAUAUGCCGAACAAUUCCUGGGUAUCUGAGGAUUGCUUUUGCCGACCCGGAUCCUAACAGAGGGUAUGAACGUCGUGGAUGGGUGACAUACUCACACAACACUGACAUUCGAGAAGUCACGGCAAGACUCACCACUAACAAGGUGAAAGACGUACAGCUUAACUGUAUGGUUAACAGGGAGUUGACCAGAAGAGUAAAGUUUGGGCAGGAAGUAUCCUGGGCUAGCCGAGCUGUGCACGCAGAUCUCCAUGUGACCUUGAAUCUUGUGAAGACCAUGGAUGAAAAGGCUAAACUUUGGGAGCACUCUCUUGGAUCAGAUAAUACAAAGCCUAAUCCCGUGGUUUCUGUCCCCGACUCGCUGCUUUCAGAAGAUUCACCCGCUGGGAAUAUAGCAGGGGAGGAGGAGGAAGGUGUUGUUAGUGAUCCUGGUACUGAGAUACUGCCUGAAACUGAUGAUAAAAUGAAGGCUCUAGAUCGCCUGAUUUGGUAUCUGAGACUAGUCCAUUCCAUUGACUUCUAUAAUGGAAUUUUCAUUUCCUGCUGAGGACUGCAUGCCGCAUCGUUGCGGAAUAUUCACAGUCCGUCCGAAGAAACCAACAGCCGUCACUCAGGAAGAAGUGAGUGUAUACAAUGACUCAACCAAAUCACGGAUCAAGCCUCUCCUUGAGGCUAAGAAGGAAAUGACUGAAGAUGACAUAGAGAAGUUUGGCAAGAAAGACCCAGAUGCUGAGGUGGAGCGUUUCAUUGAGGUCAAUACCCAGAAAUUGGCUGAGAACAAAUACCUUUGUCCACUGAGUGGAAAGAAAUUCAAAGGCCCUGACUUUGUCCGCAAGCAUAUCUUCAACAAACACAGUGACAAGGUUGAAGCUGUGCGGCAAGAGACCGAGUUUUUCAAUAACUACCUUCGUGACCUUGACCGUCCUGGGCAGGAAAAUUCCACCACAGCACCCUCACAUUCUGCUUCACCUGGGGGUGCCAUAGUACAUUUGGAUGAGAGAGCAGCUGUGUCACCUGGUGGCCCUUCUACCCCUGGUAGCUGGGGCCAGCCUCCACACAUGAUGUUUCCUAGAGGUGGAUUUACCCCAGCAUUUCCUCCAGGGAUGUUGGGAGGAAGAGGUGGAUUUCGGUCAAGGGGUGGUCGUAGAGGUCGUGGAAGAAAGGUCAUCAAUUAUCAUGACCUUGAUGCACCAGACCAAGGAGAGAUGUAUUAGCUGACUGAACAAUGAAAUUUGCUUGCAUUUGAGAGACUUUCUACACUGUUAUCUUGCACAUGCAGAGGUGGGGCUGGUGGUAAUUGUGCGGGAGGGGCGAGCAGCAUGCGUCCGUGCUGCUUUGUUGUAUAGUGCUACACGCGCACUGAAUCGACCGUGAGCGAUGGCUGGCAGUUCCAGAGGUGGACGAUUGGCAGUAGUGAAUGUUUUGAAGAUGGUAGCAAGUUCAAGGUAUCACUUAGCUAUACUUGGAAUACUACAGUUCUGUUCUGGCACUAUAAUUAUACCUAGGCUCACAGAGAAUUAGGGUUAUUUAUUACGUCAGGGAAGGCAAAUCUGGCGAAUUCCCCCUCUUCCAGAGAAUUGAUAGUCAAUCUUUUAGUUCAUGCAUGACUGCGGAGAAAAUCACCCAAGAAUCAGAGUGAUAGUUCGUGACUCUGUGCUAUUAUGACAGUCUUGGGUUUUGUUUGUCGAGCAGUGCCCGAUGCAGCAUAAGGACUGUAUUGCUUGAGAGCUGCUUGGGUCUUCGGUGCCAGUAUAAAUGUAGGAAGCGAGACUGAACACAAUAAGGUUGCAGUGCUAGCUACUUUCAAUUACAUUCGAGUUAAUGAGAACCUUCUAACGGGCGUGUAUGACUUUCUUCACUUGUAUUACCUUAUGUGGAUGAACGAUAUCUAUCAUUUCUGCAUAGUUUAUCAGCACUAGCAACAUUGAACAGAUAUCUGCUUUGACGAUAAUCAACACCCGGUGUAUUCUCUUGCAAUUGGGAGUUGCUGCAUAGCAGCAUUGAAUUACAUUUUGUUGAAAUUCUACAGUUGUUCAUGCCCUGCUCAUUCAUAUGCAUAUGGCCACCUUCACCCAAAAGGUGUACAGCUUCGCCCACAGUCCAGUUCUAAUGAGAAGGAGUAUGCAUUUGAGAUGGCCAGUUCCAGUAUACGGUAUGGAGAUGGGGUGACAAAGGAGGUGGGAUGGGAUGUGAUCAAUCUUGGCAUCAAGAAUCUUGUUGUCGUCACUGAUAACAAUCUUGCUGCACUACCUCCUGUCAAACUAGUUGUGGAAUCGCUGGAGAAAGCAGGAGUUCCGUACACAUUAUUUGACAAUGUGUCUAUAGAGCCCACAAAUGAAAGUUUGGCAGAGGCCAUCUCCUUCGUCCAAAAACAGCAAUUUGAUGGGUUUGUUGCUGUUGGUGGUGGGUCUGUGAUAGACACCGCAAAGGCUGCAAACCUUUAUCUCUGCCAUCCUGAGAAUGACUUCCUUGACUUUGUUAAUGCUCCAAUUGGUAAAGGUCUGCCUGUUCAAAUGACCUAAAACCACUGAUAUGUGUACCAACAACAGCAGGAACAGGAAGCGAGACUACAGGAGUUUCAAUCUUCGAUUACAAGCCUCUUGGAGCAAAAACAGGUAUAGGGAGCCGUGCUCUAAGACCACUGCUAGGUAUCAUUGAUCCGCGCCAUGUUAGACACAUGCCAAAGAAUGUUGCAACCUACUCUGGCUUUGAUGUACUUUGUCAUGCUCUGGAGUCGUAUACGGCCCUACCAUACACAGAAAGGAUUCCUUGCCCGUCAAAUCCUAAAUUACGUCCAGCUUAUCAAGGGAGCAAUCCUAUCUCCGACAUAUGGGCCAGGCAGGCACUUCAGAUCAUCAGAAAGUACUUCAAAAGGGCAGUGUAUGAUGCAGAGGACCAUGAGGCUAGGUCAGCCAUGCAUAUGGCCAGUUGCUUUGCUGGGAUAGGGUUUGGCAAUGCUGGUUGUCAUCUUCCCCAUGGUAUGUCAUAUCCAAUCUCUGGGCUAGUGAAGUCAUUUACAACAUCAGGAUAUGAUCCCAAAAAGCCGCUUAUACCACAUGGCCUCUCUGUUGUAGUAACUGCUCCUGCUGUAUUUAAGUUUACCUCUCCCAUGUGCCCUGAGAGACAUUUAGAAGCAGCUGAAUUACUAGGUGCCAAUGUAACUGGUGUUAAACUGGAGGAUGCUGGGAAUGCAUUAUCGGAUACGCUAAGGCAGUACAUGAGUGAUAUGGAUGUGGAGGACGGUCUCCAAGCACUGGGAUAUAGCACUGAAGACAUACCUGCACUAGUCAAAGGAACUCUUCCCCAGGAUCGUGUUACAAAACUAUCUCCACGGAAGUUCACUGAAGAACAUUUAUCGUAUAUCUUUGAGGACUCAAUGACUGUAUAUUAACAAAUUCUUGUUCAAUGUGACUUUUUAUGGUACACCUUAGAUAGUACUUGCCAUUUUGCAAACACCCUGUUGCUGCCUCACCACACUGUAAUUUCUACUCCGAGUAGCAACAACACUAACUGACAAGAUCAGGA